AUGAAGUUAAUACACUCCUUUAGUUCCCUCUGGGGAAUAUUCUUGCAUCUUCUGCUACUCAACACUACCACACUCGUUUACAGUCAUCCUCACGAUGCCUUCCAUCAUCGGGCUAAAGCUAACGAUUCUUUCGGGGGUCUCGAUGGCCUCGAACCACCUGUACUUGAAAAGCGUGCCCAGCCUGAUCUUAGGGUAAUGGCUCUUGGAGCAUCCAUCGUCUUUGGUGUGGGAUCAAGCGAUGGAAAUGGCUUCCGCAAGCUCCUGAGAGAUCAGCUGCGUUUUUCUGGCUAUAAAGUUGACAUGGUCGGCACAAAGAACGGUGGGACCAUGAAAGACAACGACGUGGAAGCAACUUCUGGCUUCAUUGUGAAGCAGAUUCACGAUGCUUCUAAGCUUUCGUACAAGUACAAACCAAACCUAGUCGUCAUCAAUGCUGGCACAAACGACAUUGUUGGAGGCAUUGACCCGGCUGGCCAGCCCCAAAGACUCAAAUCGAUGCUGCUCGACCUCUGGUCGAACAUCUCGCCCGAGACUGUCAUCAUUGUCUCGACUAUUCUUCCCGUCGACAAACCCGCGGCCGAAGCCUUCCGCGGCGGUGUCAACAACGGAUAUCGUGAUGUCGUCUCGGAUCUGUACAAGGAGGGCAAGCCCAUCUAUCUGGCGGAUCUGGAUGGUUUCAUGACGCUCUCGGACCUGGGUGACGGCACGCAUCCUACAGACUUCGGUUUCAGGAAAAUGGCGGGCGCAUUCUGGUCGGCUAGCCAGAAAGCCGAAAAGGAAAACAAGUUCAAGGAUCCCCUACCCGCAGAUACCUCCAACGACGGCGGCAAAACCUGUCGCAAGAGUCCUGGUGAUGGCGUCAACGCCGGUUCCCUGACCCAGAGGGGCAGUGGCUACGACGACGGCACUUAUGAGCACGACAGUCAAGAAAUGGGCGCGCUCUUGACCAUCACCAGCGACUGGGAUCGGGACCAGUGGUUCUUUGCCCGCAUCUUCCGCUCCGACCGUGACGAUCUUCUUGGCUGGGUCGAAAACUCUGCGGGUAAUGUUGUUUACGCCGUGCGGAGGAAUGAUGGGGGUGGGAAGUUCACCAAAAUUGCUACCGACUUGAAUGUCAACGACAGUUGCAGGCCGAAAGGAGUUGUUUUUAUCGACCUGAAUGGCGAUGGACUUGACGACUUUGCAUGCAUUGGUCCUAACGGUGCCGUCUAUGCCAGUAUCAACCAAGGUAACGGAGGCGGCGACAAGCCUCCAUCCUUUGUCUACAAGGGCCUUUGGAGAGCUGCUGACUCGAGGUUUCCUCAAGCCAAGGUUCGUCUGGCAGAUAUUGACGGUGAUGGUCGAGCUGAAUUCUGUGGUCUUUCUGACAACGGAGACGUCUACGUUUGGCGUAACGGAUGGAUCAACGACAUGCCCGAAUACUGGCAAGCUCUUGGAAAGAGGUUCAAUGGUAAGGGUAUGGGUAACCUGGAUGGUACUCGCUUCGAAGACCUUAACGGUGACGGGCGUGACGACUGGAUCUGGGUUGGUGACAAGGGAGAGGCGCACACCUGGACCAACUCUCGAAGUUGUGGCGUGGGAAAAGAAGGCGACGGUCUCAAAGUAGCCUGGCGUCCGGGCUACUACAAGGGCAAGGCAUCGGGUCCUACUCACGCAGGUGGCUUUGCCAGCGGGAUCCGGAACAGGAUACAUUUCGCCCGCAUCUACGGCGAGCCCCAGGACUUUGGCCUUCUUGGGAAGCUGGACUAUGUGCACAUGGAGCAUACCAAGGGCAGCAACGGGAAGCACACAUUCAGGAUGUGCGUCUGGAAAAACAAGGGAUACGGAGCCACCAAACCCAAGGCCGACGGCAACAAAUACUGCGACAUGACUGGCAACGGGCGAGACGACUAUGUCUGGGUCCUGUCCAAGGGAGAGAUGGACUUUUACCCCAAUGGCGGCAAGAACUUCAUCACCGGCCAGGAGAGCUACUGGGGGCCUAUGCAAAAGGCCUUCUUUAAGCCAGACCGCGACCUCGAUCGAAGAGACCUCCAUCUCACAGACUGGGACGGGGACGGCAGUGCGACAUUGUCUGGGUUGACCCGAAUAACCAAAAUCUACCUCGCUAAUCCUGCGCCUGAGCUGUACUGCCCUGAGAAGAGAGGCAUCGGAUUCCACGAUAUCCCCGUUCAGUUUGCUGAUGUCUCGGGCAGUGGCCGCAGCGACUAUCUGUGCAUCGAGAAGAACGGCAGGAUCUCUUUGAAGGAAAAUAGCCGCCGCGAGUAG
Molecule: messenger RNA, 2265 nt
Organism: Fusarium falciforme
Lineage: Eukaryota; Fungi; Ascomycota; Sordariomycetes; Hypocreales; Nectriaceae
Product: SGNH-hydro domain-containing protein
Exons: 5
Coding region: 1-2265 (754 amino acids)
Molecular function (GO): phosphatidylcholine lysophospholipase A1 activity
Source: RefSeq, a predicted model, not a curated record